UGAGUCGCGCAGAAGUGACGUCCCUCGCACACAACAAUCGAUAUGGCGCCGAGAACCAGAGUCAAGGAGGAUACCCGAAAGGAGGCAGAGCAAGGGAGCUCGCUGGGAGGCGCCGCAGAUAUCGAGAGCUCUUUUGCGGACCUUGCUCAGGCGCAUUGGCUGAAGCCAUCGAAGAAGAAGGCUACAAAGGUCAAAGUCAAGCCCGAUGUUCUGAAGAACGAUAUUUGGGAUGUUCUGGAGCAAGGAGACUUUUCAUUCAAGUCACUUCUGGUUUUGGAGAACUUGCAGAUUCUUGAAGGUUACCUAUGGCCAGGUUAUUCCGAAGACUCUUCAAACUUUCACGUUAUUCUGAUAGUCUUGAUCGCCAAUGUUCGGACUAGGGAACAUCUGCCAACUUGGGACAUAUUCGCCGACAAUCCAACAGAAUUCUCGACUCUUUUCCGCCGAAUAUUGUCUAUGACGUUGGAUAAUACAUUAUCUCCGACAAUCCGAACCCAUCUGCUUUCCUUUAUCAUUUGCUCGUUCCAGUCGCUGGACAGUGGAAUUGUGAGGAAAGAAUGCGCCCCGUUAGUAUCCAUAUCGAUAUGGCACAACAUUUCUUGUGAGGCAAAACGGGAUAGGAUAUUGAACCAAACUGUCCAACUCAAGAAAGCUUGGAGGGCGGCAGCGAAACGUUAUGAUGCAGCAGAUAAUGCAGUCAAGGCGAGACUUCGAUUUGAGAGGUCAUGGCUGUUCACACUUUUACUGGACUUCUUCAAUCAACUCUACAAUGAGAAGAGCAAAGCUGAAAAUGUACGGUAUUGCGAACGUUUCAUCGAGUUCUUGUCGGACCUUCAAAGUCAACUUCCGACUCGACGCUAUGUCAAUACACUUCUCAAAGAUCUCAACACUCUCACAGCUAUCAAGAUGUCUCCCAUGUUCAACGACGAAGAUAAUGGUCUUCUAAGAGACCUAUAUGGACUUCUUAAGCACUAUACCUACUUUUCUAUCGACGACCAUACUGGCGUGCAACACAGCCGAACUGAAGCGUACGAGCGGCAUUGUUCUGUGCUUGCCACGUUGCAGCGGACAGCGUUGAAGAAUUUCAAGGAGAAGUUAACGAUCUUGGCAUUGUCUAAUUAUGGAUCUAUUGACAAGCGUUCAGAGCUUGAGGGCCAUCUUGAACCACUUACUGAUGACGAGAUUGUUCGGCUCUGCGACCUGCUUGACGUCCGCUCUUCCUAUCCGUCAACGACUAGGGUUGUAGCCGACAGGAAGUUUCUGACGGAAGUUUUGCUCGCUGGCCAUGAGAAACGGAAAACCUUUCAGGAAACUGCGCGUGACCUUAGCAUCUUACCAACAGAGGUUACUCUAUUUGAGCCAGCACUCUUGAGGAAUGAUAAUUACAAUGGCUCCCAGCCGGUAGCGAUUCCAAAAUUGAAUCUCCAGUACUUGACAGUAGGGGACUUUUUAUGGAGAUCGUUCAUUCUGCAUCGUAGCGAAUCUUUCUAUGAAAUUAGGAAGAAUAUCGAAGAAGUUAUCGCAAGAAUUCGUCCGUCCUUGAAUAGAACAGGUCAGACAAGUUUUGAUGGAUUUUCUCGCAUGGCCUUGCCAAUCACAAGACCUUCUAUCCUUGAGGUUGUGCCACCACUUGUUGGGGACGACAAGCCAUCGGCAGUUAAAGCUGAGAUCUCGUUGGACGUCAGUCGUCUCGCGGACAAUGUGAGACGAGAGUGGGAAUCUCUUCGGCCAGACGAUGUCAUCUUCUUACUGGCAAUUCAAGCUCCUGAUGGGUCCAAAAUGACCAUGAAUGGAGGCGAGAUACCAUCUGAUUCCCAGAAGCUUGGCUUGAAGUAUGUCAGAGCUGCUGAGGUUACCCAGGUACUUGAUGAGAAGGGACGCUCUUUACGAGAUCAAAGCAACAAUCAGAAUGGCUAUGGCCGACCUCGACUUCGGAGAUUACAGAUAAAGCUCGAUGCGGCUAUGUACAAAGCAGACCUUGAGCGGGUUGCGAAAGGAAAGCCAGAUAUUUACGAAAGUAUGAAUGUCAUCGUACGCAGAAGAGGCCGCGAGAACAACUUCAAGCCUAUCCUUGAAUCGAUCCAAAGUUUGACACUAUCUGAUGUGCCUCUUGCGUCUUGGCUUCACGAAGUUUUCCUUGGCUAUGGAGAUCCAGCUGGAGCCACAUACACCCAUCUAGCAAAUCAACUCAAGAAGGUUGAUUACCGAGACACUUUUUUGGACUGGCAGCACCUGAUCGAGAGUCUACCAGGAAAGACUUUAGAACCUAGUGAGGAUGUGAAUGGAAGUUUCGGACCCCCAUAUGUUUUACAGAUGGCUCCUAUGGUAGAGGUGCCAGCUCCAACAAAACCAUCUAAAAAGCGUCGACGAGAUGCCGAACCCGAGCCACAGCUUCAGGCGCAAUCAGUUGAAGUUUCUACGUACAAGCCUCCGAACACCGGGCCAUACCCCACCGAUACGCCAAAGCUGAAUCAGGUCCGCUUUACACCUACCCAGGUGGAGGCAAUUGUCUCGGGGACCCAACCAGGACUGACAGUCAUUGUUGGCCCACCUGGAACCGGGAAGACCGAUGUCGCAACCCAGAUAAUCAACAACAUCUAUCACAACUUCCCAGAGCAACGGACUUUGUUGAUUGCUCAUAGUAACCAGGCACUAAAUCAACUCUUCCAAAAGAUAGUGGCUCUGGACAUCGAUGAGCGACACUUGCUCCGUCUAGGCCAUGGUGAGGAAGAACUUGAUACCCAGGCCAACUUCAGUAAACACGGAAGAGUCGAGUCGUUCUUCGACAAUCGCGAUGGGUUUCUUCGAGAGGUUGAUCGAUUGGCAGUCAAUUUUGGAGCACCUGGCGCACACGGCUCAUCUGCCGAGACAGCAUUAUACUUCAACUCAGUUUAUGUUCAACCCGCAUGGGCACGAUUCGAGGAAGUUUCCAAAUCACCAGAUGCUACAACAAAAACAAUUGUCGAGGCAUUUCCAUUUCACUACUACUUUUCCAACGCCCCACAACCUCUGUUCGCAGCCGAUGCGGACAAGGACGUAGUCUUAGACAUUGCGAACGGCUGUUUCCAUCACGUCAAGAAAAUUUUCGACGAGCUGGCAGAUCUUCGUCCCUUCGAAAUUCUGAGAAGAGAUCGCGAUAAGGCAAACUAUCUUCUCACUAACGAAGCAAGAAUAAUUGCAAUGACAUCGACCCAUGCAGCAAUGAGGAGGAGGGAGAUAGCAAGCCUUGGGUUUCAUUACGACAACGUAAUAAUGGAAGAAGCUGCGCAAAUCACCGAGAUUGAAAACUUCCUGCCCCUGGCAUUACAAAAGCCUAAAGAUGGGCAGAUGCCACUACAGAGAGUUGUUCUGUGCGGUGACCACUUCCAGAAUUCGCCCAUCAUUCAAAACCUUGCUUUCAGGCAGUAUGCCAAUUUAGAGCAGUCGUUGUUCUCUCGUCUGGUUCGGCUAGGCGUUCCAACAAUCAACCUUGACCAGCAAGGCAGAGCCCGACCUUCGAUAGCAUCACUGUACUCGUGGCGAUACCAAAAACUUGAUAACCUCCCUCUGACAUCGACGUCACCAGAGUUUCAAGUCGCCAACGCCGGUUUCAAGUAUGACUACCAAUUCAUUCAAGUACCUGACUACAAAGGGAGAGGGGAGUCAGAGCCGACCCCACAUUUCAUCCAGAAUUUAGGAGAAGCCGAAUAUGCCGUUGCGAUCUACCAAUUCAUGCGGCUCUUGGGUUAUCCAGCCUCGAAAAUCAGCAUUCUGGCCACAUACGCCGGUCAGCGCGCCUUAAUUGCAGAUGUGCUCGCUCACAGAUGUGCUAAGAACCCCCUCUUCGGCCUUCCCAAAAUUGUCACGACUGUUGACAAAUAUCAAGGAGAGCAAAACGACUAUGUCAUCCUCUCUCUGACACGUACAUCUCGCGUCGGUUACUUGCGGGAUGUGCGACGUCUCACUGUGGCUCUUUCUCGGGCACGAUUGGGACUGUACGUCCUUGGGCGACGUGAGGUCUUCGAAUCGUGCACGGAGCUCAAGCCAGCCUUCGAAAUCAUGCUAAAACGAUCUGAUAAGCUGCAACUUGUUGCUGGUGAAUUAUGGCCUAGUCAGAGAAUCCUCAAGGACGAGGAAGGUUCUGAUGUUCCAGGCCAAACUGAGAUGUCGGGCGUUGAGCAUCUGGGGCAGUGGGUGUUUGAUAUGACGAACACAAAGGUCGAGGAGUUAAGAGCUCAGAGAGGCCUCCCUGUGGGAGCACCGGUCCUGGCGGUCGAGGCUGGUGAUGAAGUUGUUGGCGCUGUAGAUGAGGAAGAUGGCUAUCUGGACGAGGAGCUGGAGGCAAUUGAAGAGGAUGUGGAAGAAGAAGAAGAAAUGAAUGGAGGAUCUGAAGCCGAAGGUGGAGAUGAUGAAUGAUUAAAAGGCUAAUCUGUAUGAACAGAUCGCUUCUGCACUGUAGUAUAAUGUGCUUGUAGUCCAAUGAAUACCCAGCAAACCUUCCAAUGGACACACACGAUAUCAUGUACAUUCAGAACUGCCCAGAGAGUCUGGAAACCAAUUCAGAUGUCACCCCGAGCCAGAUCAGCUUGCAUUAUUCAAGUCUUGCUGAUCGGCGUGUCCUCUGCACAACACAGCCAAUCGCUUAAAUAAAGUCUUGUACUCUAUCGAGACAAACAUUUUCUCUCUUGAUGGCGCGAGACCUCGCUUAGUCUACGCGUGGAAAAAUCUGCGGCAUGAUACAGACAUAAAUACAGAGGAUAUCAUCUCAAGCUCCUACCAAGAAACGAAUAGCAAAAACUAAAGCA
Cadophora gregata is the source of this 4784-nucleotide messenger RNA. RefSeq lists its product as uncharacterized. NCBI's taxonomy places the organism in Eukaryota, Fungi, Ascomycota, Leotiomycetes, Helotiales, Ploettnerulaceae. The coding region runs from base 43 to 4395 and encodes 1450 amino acids. Gene Ontology annotation, molecular function: mRNA binding; helicase activity. The record is from RefSeq and is a predicted model, not a curated record. Gene Ontology annotation, biological process: mRNA splicing, via spliceosome. Gene Ontology annotation, cellular component: catalytic step 2 spliceosome. The transcript is spliced from 6 exons.